AUGAUCUUGUACAUUAGUUUGUGCUUCAUUUUAGUAGUUUUAGCGGACCCUUUGCCCGGCAAGCAUGUACCACUCGAAAGCUACGAGAGUGAACUGGAGCGAGAGCACGCGCUGCCCACGUCCGUCCCGAAUGCAGACAUACUCAAGACUAACAAUAAUCCCACCUAUCACAAGCCCAGGCCUCCCGCCCACCACGGCGCGGCUCUACUGGCGGGUGUCGGCGCGGUGCCAUCGUACGCGCCGCCUGGACGCGCCUUCUUCACGCCGCCCUUGCCGCCCGAGUACCGAAACCCCUUUGCUGAUAAGCCGACACUUAGAGGCACAAACACAGAUGGGAACAGUUAUCUCAACCGGCGGCCUAUCCCUCCUCCGUCCCUUGGGCCUGGUCAUGAACGGAUACCAAUCAGACCACCUGGACAGGAAACGUCCUCCCCACAAGUGCCGGCGCCGCCGCCCUUACCGCCUGCGGGAAUCGAACCGCAGAAGAAAAAAGCACUCAACACACCCAGUCAUAAGCCUGACGAAUUAGACGACAAGCAUGGCACUGACCAAGCCAACUUCACAGACUUUGUGCCAAGUUCUCUUAACAUACCAACAAUUUCCAGGAUAUUAUCUGGAUCCAAUGGAAGGAAAGAAGAUAUACCAGAUGUCCUACUCAGGACUGUGACGGCCAAACCGCAACACAAACAGGAGAAAACGUCGAAAAGUGACACGCAUGUGACAAAAGACGUAGUAACCAUUAGUGAUAACAAAGAAUCAUCUACAGAAGGUGUAUUAGCAGUGCUCGACCCAGAAAUGAACAAUUUAGAUAGACCGCUUAUUAUAGAACAAAGUGAAACUAAUACUAGAAGGAACUUACAAUACGCAACAAACAAACAGAUAGAUAAAAAUGACACCAAAAAAGACGAUAUGUUCACUCCAGCUACAACCAUAGGAUUCGAAUUGAGCGAUCCCGAUAUGUCGUCAGAUAGAUAUCAUAACUUGGCCAACGUGAAUUCUGAUAAGAAAGUCAGUACUAAACAAGAUACCAAAAGUGUUGGGCCAAUGCAAGAACCAGACGAUACUUGGCCGUUUUUGUGGAAGUGUCACAUAGGUUUGAUGGUGAUCAUGUUCACAGUCUUGGCUGCGUACUCAAUUGUUAAAAUCAUCCGCUACAAUAAAUUCACUCAUAUCUUCUCCCAAUGCUAUUUCAUGACGCUCCACUUGCUAUUAGUUCUCAUAUGUAUAAUAAGAAUUUUCUACAUAUGUUACGACCCUUAUAACAUUAGCCACUCAUUGCCAGUCUUCUUAAAUGCAAUACUGUUGCAUGUACCCGAAAUAUUUUUGACCAUAGCCUUUGCGUCCACAAUUUUGUUUCUGCUAAAACAUAUCAAUAUACGAACAGCUUGUUGCAAUUUCCUAUUUCGUGCAAGAACUAUCAUAAUAGGCGGUACAUUACAUUUGUUAACUUGUAUAACAUUACAUUACGUUGAAAACGUAAUUAAAACUCCGAAUGGAGGCGAAGUAAGAGUUCUAGGUCUUACUUGUCAGAUUAUAUUUGUCAUAGCGUGUUUUACGCUGGGUUUGCUCUAUCUGUAUGUGUAUAAAAGUCUCAGAACGGUCUUACAAACAAAAAGCCACACAUAUACUAAUGGUCAAAACCUAAAUCAAGUGAUUCGAAUAAAUAUGGCCACAGCAUUACUCUUUAUUGUGAUGGCGCUCCUUCAAAUAAUAGGUAUAUUCACAGUGAAUCCGUCAACUAAAUUCGGUUGGUUGAAAUUCGGUUAUCAUUUUUGCUUGUUAGUUAUCGAAGUUAGUAUAGGAGCUCUUAUUUCGUGCGUUAUCAGUUGGACAGUGAGUCCAGCUGGGUCUAUACCGCAUGAAAAAGCCGACGGUCAUAAGAUACCUGUGCUAGGCCAUUUUCCUUGCGCAACUGGUUCUAGUAAUGAACAAUUUGAAACUGAUUACCCGGCUAACUGUAACGCUAACACAAACUUACAUACAUACACAAUGAAAACAGGGAAACCGAUAUACGAAACGGCUGGCCACCACCCAAACAUCCCAGAACAAUGCUGCGGUCCGAUAGAUCAUCAAAGAUUUCAAUUAAAUACGCUAGCUGGCGCUUUCGAUACUAAUUCCGGUACAGAAAACUACUCGGGACACAGCUCAAUCGCCAAUGCCGGACAUAGCAGCUCUACAGAAUCUAGCAACGCAACGUCUAGUCAAGGAGUUACAAACCAUUUGAUGAAACAUCAUCAAAAUAUCGGCUAUAAUGGCAUUGAAUCUGCAUCAGAUGACCAUUAUUCGAACUGCGAUCCAACUAUGCAGUCUUUACAAGGCGACGAUCCGUUAGACCAUGAAUAUAACGUAAUACAGUAUGGCAGCAACAGUGAUUUCAUUAGAGAUAUCAAGAACCAAAACUAUAACGCAAAUUCGAAUCGUAGCUCGCACAAUUUCAAACAUAUGUCCUAUGAAAGAGUGUCGUCUAGAACAAACAGCAAUCCACGUAAAAAGCAAAGAAUAAAGAACAUGAAUGUUCAAAAUAUUAUGACAAUGGGAUACGAUCCAGCAAUGAGUCACCAUUACCAUCAACCCCAUAUAGAUGAUUAUGGGAAUUAUAACGCUGAAAACGCGUCGUAUCAUGCGUCUGGGAUACAAACUCUGAACCCAAAUAGAAGUUAUGAAGGACAACAAAUAAGAGGUUCCCAACGUCGGAACUCACCGUCUACUUCGAUGGUUAAUUCGAGCGGCAGUCAGAAACGUGGCAAAAACAACGGGUUCCCAGAUAGACCUAAAUCGACGGAUUUGUACGGAUUUUCCGAGGAAUCCAAUAACUAUCCAAUAGGGACCCCUCAACCAGCGCCUAGGAAUUGUGGUUACGAAGCAUAUUCGCAACCGCAAGACGAAAUAAACCCAAACGAAACCGGGGCAAGUAUGCUAGUCGCCCAAGACGGUUUCGUCAGGUUUAGACCCCUAGAAGACGGCCCACAAACC
Messenger RNA from Brenthis ino (lesser marbled fritillary), 2973 nucleotides. The record is from the annotation of a GenBank genome assembly. Lineage: Eukaryota; Metazoa; Arthropoda; Insecta; Lepidoptera; Nymphalidae.